Molecule: messenger RNA, 1505 nt
Organism: Carassius auratus (goldfish)
Lineage: Eukaryota; Metazoa; Chordata; Actinopteri; Cypriniformes; Cyprinidae
Product: transcription initiation factor IIA subunit 1-like
Exons: 11
Coding region: 220-1338 (372 amino acids)
Biological process (GO): transcription initiation at RNA polymerase II promoter; transcription by RNA polymerase II
Cellular component (GO): transcription factor TFIIA complex
Source: RefSeq, a predicted model, not a curated record
UGUCUCGCGCAGCUCCGUAUAUAAAGGCGGAGGACCGGAGAAGACGGACGGCUGGGGAGCGGCAGCCCUGGGACUGUGAAUAAGACCGUAAACCGCUGUGUUUUUAUUUCCAGAAACUUUAAUCGGCAACUUUUUAAACGUUUUAGGUGUUUCUGUGCUUUUUUUAAUGGUUUUUGGGGUUCUUGCUUGAUAGUCGUGGUGUGUUUGUUUCCGCUCAUAAUGGCGAGCUCGGCUAACUCGAACCAAGUGCCUAAAGUGUACAGAGCAGUGAUGGAGGAUGUCAUCAGUGAAGUCCGAGAGCUUUUCCUGGAUGAAGGAGUGGAUGAACAGGUGCUGAUGGAGCUGAAAACGCUGUGGGAGAAUAAGCUGAUGCAGUCCAAGGCGGUGGAGGGUUUUCAUACGGCGGAGCAGCAGGCUCUUCAAGCUCAACAGCAGCAAGCCCAACAAGCUCAGCAGACGCAACCACAGACCCAACCACAGCAAGUCCUCCUGCCUUCAGUGCAGCAGCCUACUCCGCAGCAGGUCAUUGUUCAGGAUCCCAAGAUUUUCCAGCACAUGAGCGGCGCUGGAAUGGUGAGUGUCGAUGCAGCAACAACUUUGGCUUUACCCCGCAGGUUAACCCAGUACCUUUCCCAUCUCUCUGUGUGUUCAGGUCAGAUCCUGCAGGUGGUCAGAGCUUCUAAUGGAGCUCAAUACCUCAUUCAGCCCCAGCAGCAAAUGUUGUUGCAGCAGCAGGUCCUGCCACAGAUGCAGCCUGGAGCUGUGCAGGCUCCCCUCAUACAGCAGGUGUUGACUCCUCUUCCGGGAGGUCUUUCCCAGGGGACCGGAGUCAUCAUCCAGCCGCAGCAGAUUGUCCUCACAGGAAAUAAAGUACAGCAGAACACUCAGGUCAUGCAGGCAGCAGCGAUGGCUGUGCAGCCGGAGCAGGGAGCUGCUCAACCGCAGACACAGCCUCAAGCACAGGCACCGCAACAACAGCCACAGCAGACACAGGCCUCGCAGCAACCUCCCAUGGUGCUCCAGGUGGACGGUGCAGGAGACACGUCCUCAGAGGAGGACGAAGAGGAGGAGGACGAGUAUGAUGAGGACGAGGAUGAAGACAAAGAGAAAGAUGGUGCAGAAGAUGGUCAAGUGGAGGAGGAGCCAUUGAACAGUGGAGAUGACGUCAGUGAUGAGGAAGAUCAGGAGCUGUUCGACACUGAGAACGUGGUGGUUUGCCAGUAUGACAAGAUUCACAGAAGUAAGAACAAAUGGAAAUUUCACCUGAAAGACGGGAUAAUGAAUCUGAACGGGCGGGAUUAUGUGUUCUCCAAAGCCAUUGGAGAUGCAGAGUGGUAGAUGGUAAAGAACUGAACCCAGAACUGUCCACUCUUAAGGCAAGACACAUCGAGACCUGAAACUGUACAUUUCAGGAGAUUCCCACUUCAGGGGCUGAAGAGUAACGUCCCAGUGCUACUGUGCUGUUUAAAUGAUAGCGGCAUGAAAAUAGCGUGUGCCAUCCAAGA